AGCCACCGCUGCUUGGGUUUGGUGCAGCAUGCACAGCGCCACCGCAAAACUCGCGGUGGGAGAGAGCACAGCAAGCCGAGAAACACACUCACACACACGCACGCACAGACAAGCGAGGGAAAUAUCAUGCGGAAACUGCUCAACAGCAGCCUCACUACUACCCUCCCUGUUAUAACUGCUAGUGCUGUAACUACGACUAGUCUGCUGCUCUUACGGGCUUUGCGUGUAUGGUUUUCGCUCUGAAAAAAUGCUCCAAGGUCGCUUUAUUAUUGUAACCACAGCGAGCCUAUUUGUGAGUCGGUCCGUUUGGUCGUCUUGUUUUUUUUUCUUGUCUCGGUGGCAAUGAGCAGAACCUGGCGGAGGACCGAGCUUUGGAGGCUGACGUGAUUAUACUAAUAUCUACAGUGCAGUACAGUGACACCGAGGGAGCGCGAUAGCGAUAGAAGAGCAGCGGCACCGGAGAAACGGAGAAAGGAGGGAUAAGCCAGGAGAAGCGCCGUCACUGUGAUAGUGGAAUUCGCUUUUUUUCACCUCCCUGCUGCAGUACCGAUAGAGAGAGAGAUAGAGAUAGGUAGGGUAGACGGGAGAUAAAAAGGAUGAAGGUUAAAAAGCAGAGGGAUUCGGAUCAGAGCACAGGAGACGUCCAGCGAGAUGAUAACCAACAGAAGAAAUCUUCGUGUUUUUCCAAUAUUAAGAUAUUCCUGGUGUCAGAAUGUGCUUUGAUGCUGGCGCAGGGCACUGUUGGUGCUUACCUGGUGAGCGUUUUAACAACCUUGGAGCGGAGGUUCAACUUGCAGAGUGCGGACGUUGGAGUGAUAGCCAGCAGCUUUGAGAUCGGCAACCUGGCGCUAAUUUUGUUUGUGAGUUACUUUGGGGCCAAGGGGCACAGGCCGCGGCUGAUCGGGUGCGGGGGCAUCGUGAUGGCCCUGGGCGCUCUGCUCUCUGCACUGCCGGAGUUCCUCACACACCAGUACGAGUACCAGUCAGGGGAGAUCAGACUGGGGGAGGAGGGCCGGGACAUCUGUGCCAUUAACUCCUCGGACAUAGAGGACGGAGGAGCAAACCUAGACUUUUACUGUGGGAGCAGGACUAACACCAACAUGAUGUACCUGCUCUUGAUAGGAGCUCAGGUGCUGCUAGGGAUCGGGGCCACACCUGUGCAGCCGCUGGGCGUGUCUUAUAUUGACGACCACGUGCGAAGGAAAGAUUCCUCGCUGUACAUAGGAAUCGUAUUCUCAACCCUGGUGUUUGGACCAGCUUGUGGCUUCAUCCUGGGCUCUCUCUGUACCAAAUUCUAUGUGGACGCUGUCUUUAUCGACACCACUUUUUCCCUUUCCGCAGGUAAGCUGGACAUCACCCCCGAUGACCCCCGCUGGAUCGGAGCCUGGUGGGGCGGCUUCCUGCUCUGUGGUGCCUUGCUCUUCUUCUCGGCGCUCUUCAUGUUCGGAUUCCCACAGUCCCUGUCAGUGCAGGAGCUGGACAGCGGCGGCGAGAGCGAGCAGACCAUGCUUCCCGAGAGCCUCCCCCGCGACUACGAGAGACCCAAACCCAGCAACGGGGUGGUGCGCAACGCCCAAGAGCCAGAGAAGAACCCCACCUGCUGCCAGCAGAUGAGAGUGAUCCCCAAAGUGACAAAGCACCUGCUGUCGAACCCGGUGUUCACCUGCAUCGUCCUGGCCGCCUGCAUGGAGAUCGCGGUGGUGGCCGGCUUUGCUGCCUUCCUGGGGAAGUACCUGGAGCAGCAGUUCAACCUCACCACAUCUUCUGCCAACCAGCUGCUCGGCAUGACAGCGAUCCCGUGUGCGUGUCUGGGGAUCUUCCUGGGCGGGCUGCUGGUGAAGAAGCUCAGCCUGUCUGCGCUGGGCGCUAUCCGCAUGGCCAUGCUGGUCAACCUGGUGUCCACUGCCUGCUACGUGUCCUUCCUCUUCGUGGGCUGUGACACGGGGCCUGUGGCUGGGGUCACCGUCCCCUACGGAAACAAGUCCGUCCCGCUGUCUCAGCUGAAUCCAUAUUCAUCCUGUAAUGCUGGCUGCAAAUGCCACACUGAUUCUAUUAGCCCAGUGUGUGGAUCUAAUGGCAUCACCUACCUGUCAGCCUGCUUCGCUGGGUGCUCCAAAGCAAACCUGACUGGGUGCUCUUGUAUUUCCGAGGACCAGCCUGACAAUGCAACUGCGGUCCCGGGAAAGUGUCCCAGCCCUGGCUGCCAGGAAGCCUUCCUGACGUUCCUGUGUGUGAUCUGCGCGUGCAGCAUGAUAGGAGCCAUGGCACAGACCCCAUCCGUCAUGAUCCUCAUCAGGGCGGUGCACCCUGAACUCAAGUCCUACGCUCUUGGGGUCCUCUUCCUGCUUCUGCGGCUUCUUGGUUUUAUCCCUCCACCUUUGAUUUUCGGUGCUGGGAUUGAUUCAACCUGCCUGAUCUGGAGCACGGUGUGUGGAGAGGAUGGAGCCUGCAUGCUGUAUGACAACACUGCCUACCGAUACCUGUACGUCAGCAUUGCCAUCGCUCUCAAGACCUUCGCCUUCAUCCUCUACACCACCACGUGGCUGUGCCUGCGCAGAAACUAUAAGAGCUACAUUAAGAACCAUGAGGGCGGCCUGAACCCCAGCGAACUGUUUGCCUCAACGCUCACCCUGGACAACCUGGGGAGGGACGCUAGUCAAAACCCACCCGACAGGACAAAGUUUAUCUAUAACCUGGAGGCUCACGAGUGGUGUGAGAAUAUGGAAUCUGUUUUAUAGUGUUGGCUUUAAAGACAAUAGAGAGAGAAAAAAACAGACAAAUAUAUAAUAUAUAUAUAAAAUAUAUAAAUAUACACCUGUCAUACGAAGGGUCAUCUUUCUUUUUUUUAUUAAACAAAAUAAAAUGUUUUAAAAAUUUUAAAAAUCCAUUUUUGAAAGUCCGAUUCAAGCCCAGAAGACUGUUGUUGGUGCUGCUCUGCUCCAUAUCCAAAGUAUCACAGCAAAGGUCCACUGCAAUCCCCACGAGGAUUGCAUUGGAUACAGAUAGUUCUAAUUCUCACAUCCAAUCAUCAUGGCUGUUCCUGCCUCCUGGAGUUCUGAGCCUGUCGCAGAGGCUUCACAUCUGUUCCAGUUCAUUCUGAAUUAGAACCCGGAAUCCAGUCAUAUCCAAUAAAGGAAUGGUGUUCUUCACAAGCAGCUCUCUUAUAUCUGAACAGUGUCGACUGGAGAGCCUUUCAUUCCUCCUCGCUUUCUUAACUGCACAGGAUUUGAACUUCCCUCCUAGAACAGCAGAUCGAAAUGUCAAGGGACAAUGCUGUAUAUUACAGGCUGGAGGGGGGGAAACUGUACUGUUAUCCUGUGGACAAAAUAAAUGCAUGUUUCUAGAAUGGCCAGUAAGCUCAAUGCUGUUCAAGUUUAGCAAAACUAACUAGAAAAUGUCCCUGUUGUCAGACAUAUAUAUAUAUUCUUUUUUGUCAUUUGUUUUUAUUUUGUUUUAUAUGAGCUUUAGUCCAGGGUUUGUGUGGCUUAAAAUCAUCUAACAAUAAGCUCUUAAUACAGUGAGAGACAACAGCAUGGUGUGGAAUGAAAAGAACAGAACACAAGCAAUGUUUCUUUUUUUUUUUUUUUUAGGAUGUCAUUUUUAAAUACUUUAUUGAUAGUUCACUUAGGGGACACGUUUUAAAACAUACUAUUACUGUCUAUCAAGACUACAGCUUCAACAACUAAAUCCCUUAAAAAUGAUGAAUACAUAAUUUAUAAAUGACACCUGGAAAAAGGAAGUGCUACCAGCUUUGAAAGAUCCACCACCAGCAUCACAGUCUCUAGUCUGACACAUAGUCACCAUACCAUAAUGUAUAGACAGUAACUCUAAGAAGUGCUACAAGAUAAACAUGGGAUGUGGAAAUCGGGGAGAGUUAUAACAAAGGAGAGAAAUAUUCCUUGUAGUCUGUGAGCUAGGGGUGUGGCCGUUGGUCCCUACUGCAACACCUUCCAGCCAUUCAAUGUAGUCAAACAGCACAGGUCCAUUGAUACAGAUAUAGAAUUCUCUCAUGCCUGCAAGCGGUCUGGUUCUUCAGAGCCCCAUCUUUCUGCUUUGUAGUCGGCAGCAGCUAGUACUGCCUUUGCAUGCCCGCAGUAAAGUGAGGAAGCCAUCACAAACAUAUUGAACUUGGGACACUUUCCAGUCUAUAUUGUGCUUACAAUUUCUUUUGGAUUGGCAAUGUGUUUUAUAUUAGAAUGGUCACAGACCCAGUCAUCUGGGGAUUGCAAGCCUGUGCUAUGCUGUGGCAUGCUAGAUACAGGUCCAGUGAGGUUUUGUAUUGAGGGUACCACAGGGUUUUAACAUUCAGAAAGAAACCGCCUAAAAUAUCAUAAGUGGGCAGUUUCUUCGUUCCUUUCUUUUUUUUAAGUUUUUACUUAAAGCUUGCACUGUGAGUUUUCUAUACCCUUCACUCUAGAGGAUUACAACAUUAUUCCAUUAGGUGUCCUCUACUUCAUCAGUCAUACCUCUUGGUAUUACUGCCCAUAUGUACAGUAGGGUAUCAAAUAAGGAGCCCACCUGCCAAAAUAGUAAGUGCUUGUAGUGCUUUUUUAUGAUGUCAAAUACAGUAUAGAUACCCUAUCUACAGUAUACAGUACUUGGUGAUGUUUGCUAUGGGACACAUGUUUUCCAGAAGAGCAGCCCAAACAACAAAAGCAGUCAGUUCAGAUAACUGAGACCAAAUGGGAGCACCAAGACCACAGCUGCAUGAUGCUGACUUUAUGGGAAGAGAAGCUGUUGCCAAAUCUCUUCCAAAACCUGCCAAGAAGAAAAUCACAAACCUGGGUGAGGAAUCCCAUCUCUUUUCAUAAAGCCAUCGUCAUGUAUUCUUUGUGAUGUUGGUCUUUAUGAUAAAGCCAUCGUCAUGUAUUCUUCUUUGUGAUGGUGGUCUUUAUGAUAAAGCCAUCGUCAUGUAUUCUUCUUUGUGAUGUUGGUCUUUAUGAUAAAGCCAUCGUCAUGUAUUCUUCUUUGUGAUGUUGGUCUUUAUGAUAAAGCCAUCGUCAUGUAUUCUUCUUUGUGAUGGUGGUCUUUAUGAUAAAGCCAUCGUCAUGUAUUCUUCUUUGUGAUGGUGGUCUUUAUGAUAAAGCCAUCGUCAUGUAUUCUUUGUGAUGUUGGUCUUUAUGAUAAAGCCAUCGUCAUGUAUUCUUUGUGAUGGUGGUCUUUAUGAUGAAGCCAUCGUCAUGUAUUCUUCUUUGUGAUGGUGGUCUUUAUGAUAAAGCCAUCGUCAUGUAUUCUUUGUGAUGGUGGUCUUUAUGAUAAAGCCAUCGUCAUGUAUUCUUUGUGAUGGUGGUCUUUAUGAUAAAGCCAUCGUCACGUAUUCUUCUUUGUGAUGGUGGUCUUUAUGAUAAAGCCAUCGUCAUGUAUUCUUCUUUGUGAUGGUGGUCUUUAUGAUAAAGCCAUCGUCAUGUAUUCUUCUUUGUGAUGGUGGUCUUUAUGAUAAAGCCAUCAUCAUGUAUUCUUCUUUGUGAUGUUGGUCUUUAUGAUAAAGCCAUCGUCAUGUAUUCUUCUUUGUGAUGGUGGUCUUUAUGAUAAAGCCAUCGUCAUGUAUUCUUUGUGAUGGUGGUCUUUAUGAUAAAGCCAUCGUCACGUAUUCUUCUUUGUGAUGGUGGUCUUUAUGGUCCAGCAACAUUCUUCUGUUUGGACUGCGCCUUGCUAAACUCUGUGUCCAAUCACAACAAAGUAGGGUUAGGAAUAGCAUAAAGUAAUCAUGCAAACUGUAUUGUAUUGUAUUCUUUCAAUUAUGAAUUGAUAUUUCAACAAGAUCUAACAUCUGGUAUACGUACGGCAAGUGGAUCCACAAUGUAUUUAUCUUCCAUACUUAAAUGCCAGAUUGGUUUGUACUGUAAAUUCAACUUUCAGAAACCAUCUUCGUUUGCUUGUCUGAUUUACAAAGGAGAAGCUAAAAGAACAGAUGUCCACUACUUAACUAUUAGUGCCCUUCACACGAACAAGAAUGUUCUCUGUGCUGCCAAAAGAUGCUUAGCAUGCGGGAGAUUUUUUUAGUGUUUUUUUUUUGUAGGAAUCGUGUUAUUUGAAAAAGAAGUUGCACUUUAAUAGGGAAAACAAAUUCCAAAGUAAUUCCCAAGCUAUUCUUCCCUGGGACCUGCACCUUGAGGUCCCCAUGGUUCAUUUGACCAGUAUCCAUUUGCAGAUGCAAUUCUCUAGCAUGUUAAUAGAAAAAUAAAAUAACUUGACUGAGGUUAAUUUAGCGAUCAUGAAAGUUAAAUGUAAAGUGUAUUAGGAAAGCCAGCGGUAAAGAGUGUAUUACACUGGCACUUACAGUAGGCACCUAUUAUCAUAGAUACCAAGGGUAUUUAUUCCUCAGGGGCCAGACUUUAAUUAGUCUGUUGACAGUGUGGGGCAACAGAAACCAAGGUUAUCUGCACAGUCCUGUUCUAUAGAAGCCCCGGCCAACCCUGCGUUCAAGCCGCUCUCUCACACUAAAUUUGAAUUCAAAACGCAUUCUUAUAUCAUUCCUUUUAGAAUCAACAUGGAUUGUUUUGCAAGAAGCCUUUAUUUAGCGUCAUAAGUUUUGAUUCUAAGUGGAUUGUUUUUGUAGUAAGCCAAAGCUGAUUUUAUACUUCAUAACAGGGAAAUUAAUCUUGAAUGAAUGCUUUUUUAGAAAUCUAAGCCUGAUCUCAACUCUGCAGAGCUGCAUGUGCUGUCUCAAGGAAACAAUGAUAAGCAAAUGUCCCUGUCACAGUGAAGUUAUAUCGUUUGAAAAAACAAACUACUAUCGACAAUCAAAUUCCCCUUUAAGUGAUUCUAGUGGCACCUGGAUUUUAUAAAGCAGCAUGGUAGGUUAUCCAGCCAGGAACCAGUAAACGUGUGUUUCAGUUCCCAGCAAUUGCUAGUCACCAGCAAACCAGUAGUUACUGGAUUUUCCUGCAGGAGGAAAAGAAUAAUGCAAUAAAUGACAGUGACCAUGAGCCGUGCCUCCUGUGUUAAUACCAGAGGUCUGAACACGGAACCCCAGGAGAACGCGUCUUAAGGGUCUAAACACGGAACCCCAGGAGAACGCAUCUUAAGGGUUUGAACACGGAACCCCAGGAGAACGCGUCUUAAGGGUCUGAACACGGAACCCCAGGAGAACGCGUCUUAAGGUUCUGAACACGGAACCCCAGGAGAACUCGUCUUAAGGGUCUGAACACGGAACCCCAGGAGAACGCGUCUUAAGGGUCUGAACACGGAACCCCAGGAGAACGCGUCUUAAGGUUGCUCACAAUAGGUGCCCUGUUUGGGCAUGGUCUGCAUGUACUUCUAUGAAACCCAGGAAUGUUUUGUGGGUUAUAAACUUUUUUUUCUUUAGGAACGAACAAGGCCAGGUUCACAGAAACCUAAACCCUGUGCUUUUUUUUUCUCCCCUUAGAAUGGAGGUAUUUAAAAAUGUAGCAUGUUUUCAGGGCAAGGGGCCUAAGCAGCAGGUCCUGUUCUAUGGGCAGCAUUGAGUGCAGAGGGGCUGGUGAUAGGAGGUCCAGUACUUUGACAGUGGCUGAAACAUAUUGUAUAGUACUGCACAUUAUUUAUUGACACAUAUCCACAGAAUGCGACAGAUUUAAGCCAAUUGAGAUGAGAAAAAGGAAGAGUUUCAUUAAAAAAGUAAAAAAGAUUGAGGAAUUUGUUAUUAAUGUGUUUAGUUGCAAACAACGCAUAUGUAAUGGUUCUUGCUUUGCAUUAGCUAACCAUUGUGCAUAGAACACCAUCUUCCAUUUGGAGAUUCCAAGACCUAUACAAUUCUAAGACAUAUGCGUGUGCUACUGAGGACAGAAUUCCAGUACAUUAAAUGUAGUUCUCUGAAAACCAACUGGAUUUAAGCAGCCAGCUAGAGACCAAAUGAUCAUAUACUUACAGUGACCCCUGCCCUUGAAAUAUAAAGGGCUGCUUUUCGAAGGCAUUCGAGUGGCGCCGAUAAGCGCGUUGGAGUCCUGGGUAUUCAUCAGAACCCCUAAUGCUUUAUGAAUAAGGUGCAGAAUGGGUUUGAUUCUAUAAUAGUGCUCAGAUUCUGUACUUCAAGGGUUUGGAAAUUCCUUUGGGUUCUCACAGAUCCUGUCAAACGUAUAGUGCUUCAGACUCACCUACCUAAGUAGAUUAGGCUUCCGAUUCAAGUGGCUUUCAUUUCCCUUUGGCACUGACUGAAUAAUCGAGUGAACUAUUGAUAAGAUGCCAGACUCAAGCUUUAGCCCAUAAACCUGAUAUAAUUGCGUGAGUAGCUGGAGCCUAGCUGUACCUCAAAAUAAGCGUCUCUUAUUUAUCCAGAUACCUGGGAUUGCAGUUAAAGGUUUUGAGAUGUCGCCAGUACUAGGUGUACCGGAAAAAAGCAAUAGCACUCUGUUUUUCUCUGUCUCUCACAGCUUCAUUUGAACAAAGUUAAGUUGAUAGCCAGACUGUGAGAACUGCAGAAACAGCAGAGAGCAGCAUUAGUGGCAAUUAUUGAAAAAAAAUUUAAAAAAAAAGGAAAAAGAAAAAUAUAUACAUUUGUUUUUCACAAUAUACAAUAGAGAUAUUUUAUAUGUUCUGUAUGCUUCUCUCCUUGCAUUCUGUAUUUUUAUUUUCAUUUUAGAAAAAAAAUAUGUGAUGUUGUAUGUUUGCUGUAAAAUAAAUUAAAAACUAUUUUCAU
Acipenser ruthenus (sterlet) is the source of this 8617-nucleotide messenger RNA. RefSeq names its product solute carrier organic anion transporter family member 3A1-like. NCBI's taxonomy places the organism in Eukaryota, Metazoa, Chordata, Actinopteri, Acipenseriformes, Acipenseridae. The transcript is spliced from 10 exons. Gene Ontology annotation, cellular component: membrane. The record is from RefSeq and is a predicted model, not a curated record. Gene Ontology annotation, molecular function: protein binding. Bases 597 to 2738 code for a protein of 713 amino acids. Gene Ontology annotation, biological process: transmembrane transport; prostaglandin transport; sodium-independent organic anion transport.